AGCGGAUUCAGAAUGGCGUCCAACUCGAAAUUACUCCAGCACGGCACUGUUCUCAGUUUUGAUGAGGGUAGCCAGUCAAUCAAAGUGCUCAGAAAGGCAUCGCUGCUGAUCAUCAAUGGGAACAUCGACUCCAUCUUCGAAGACGGUGCUCAGCACAAUAUACCAGAUGAUUGCGAGAUCAUUGAUGUCGCAGGCAAAAUCAUCUCCCCAGGCUUCGUCAAUACCCACUUUCACGCCUGGAUGACGGCCUAUCGCACAAUGACGCCGGAUAUCACUUUGACGCACUACCUCGACUGGCUCGCUCCUGCUGGCGACACUGCUCGCAAGGCGUUCUCUGCUGAAGGCGUGUACUGGAGUGCUCUCGAAGGAUUUCUCGAAGGCCUCAAUGGGGGCGUCACCACAGUUCUGGACCACGACCACGCAUGCUGGAAUCCGGAGGUGAUGAAGAAUGGCUAUCAAGCUGCAGUCGACAGUGGAGCCCGAGUUUGGUGGUGCUCUGAACCGCAGAAGAACAUAGAUGGAUUCGACGUGGGUCAGCAAUGGGAUACAUUGCAGACUAUCGCCGGAGGUGAUGAUAGGAGCGAUGUGGUGGCGCUUGGCAUGUCCUAUCAAGGGCUUGCCGGAGCCAAAGAGGAGGAGUUCGAGGGUGUGAGGAAAAUGGUCAAAGCAACGAACAUGAAAGCCAUCACGAUUCAUCACGUCGGCGGUCCUUGGCCAGCAAUGCACAGCUCGCCAGAGUCGCUCGUGGAACAAAACUUACCAAGCCUCGAGAUACCCAUUAUCUUGUCACACGCGGGAUAUCUGACUGACGCGGAGCGAAAGGUCCUGCGCGACCAGAACAUGCAUAUUUCCAUCACGCCAGAAUCCGAGCUGCAUUGUGGCCAUGGACACCCGACUGCCCAUCUCGUAUCGGAUCAAGCUUCCUUGGGCGUGGACAUAGCUUUCACAUUUUCUGGAGACAUCCUCACGCAAGCGCGUAUCUGGCUGCAGAAAGUUCGUGAUACCAGUUUCCAGAAGCACCUUCAAGAGACCGGACUGCUGCCACGUAGGACGCCGCUUUCAGCCGAACAAGGCUUUCUUCUAGCGACUCGUCAAGGAGGCAAAGCGCUGUGGCGUGACGAUAUCGGUGUGCUAAAGGUCGGAGCCAAAGCUGAUAUUGUGGUGUUCGAUGGAGGUUCACCCAAUAUGCUGGGCUGGAUAGAUCCGGUGGCUGCUGUCAUGCUUCAUGCCAACGUGGGCGAUAUUCAGCAUGUCCUCGUUGAUGGCCAGUUUAGGAAGAGGGACUUCAAACUUGUCGAUGGCAAGCACAAAUGGGAGGACGUCAAGAAGAACUUCCUCGAGGUGGCGGAGAGGGCGCAGCGCGUGGCUCUCGAGAAUAUGACCGAGAUACCUGAGAAGCUGUGGGGAUUCUUUCCCACUGGGGAGGUUGAGGCGCUAUCGACGAUGAAGACGUGAUGAAAUACCCCAAUUCUUGGGGUGGACCGCCGAUGGCCUCGUGUCGUGCUCAUCUGUUGUU
Molecule: messenger RNA, 1516 nt
Organism: Cercospora beticola
Lineage: Eukaryota; Fungi; Ascomycota; Dothideomycetes; Mycosphaerellales; Mycosphaerellaceae
Cellular component (GO): cytosol
Molecular function (GO): deaminase activity
Source: RefSeq, a predicted model, not a curated record